This is a messenger RNA of Lolium perenne, 1555 nucleotides long. The record is from RefSeq and is a predicted model, not a curated record. NCBI's taxonomy places the organism in Eukaryota, Viridiplantae, Streptophyta, Magnoliopsida, Poales, Poaceae.
ACGAUGGAGAUUGGGGAGCCAAAGCCGUUGAAUUCACCGGCAUCAUACCUACCGUCCUACCCACCAUCCUACCAGGAAUAGAUUAUAAUCUAGUCGCGGCCGGGAGUACGUCGCCACAGUUCCAUUGGUGACAGUCACGUCCUCUUCUACCCUCAGCUCUCGCGCUCAGUCCAUGGGUUUAUUUUCCGCCCAGCAGAAGGUCAUGGCUUCCUCUGCCACCAUGUCGGUACUGGCGGUGGUGCUACUGCUACUAGAGGUGGCGCAGCCAUCGCAGGCGGACACGGCAUGCUACUCGCGGCUGUUCAGCUUCGGGGAUUCGCUGGCGGACACGGGCAACCACCGCUUCGUCUUCCCCAACGACACUGUGUCUCCCGGGCUCAACCUGCCCUAUGGCGAGACCUUCUUCCACCAUGCCACCGGCCGCUGCUCGAAUGGCCGCCUCAUCAUCGACUUCAUUGCGCACGCGCUAGGGCUGCCGUUCGUGACGCCGUACUGGAGCGGGAAGAGUGUGGAGGACUUCGCCCACGGAGCCAACUUCGCCGUGGCCGGCGCAACAGCGCUGAGCCCGGAAUUCUUCUGGGAGAGGGGCUACGCUGCGGCUGAGGCUGACACGGUGCACCUCGACCAGGAGAUGAACUGGUUCCGAGACCUACUCGACCUGCUCUGCCCAGGCGAUUUAUCGGACUGUGCGGAUAUAAUGAACAAAUCUCUGUUCUUAGUUGGAGAAAUUGGGGGCAAUGACUACAACUACCCUCUCCAAUCUUUCAUGCCCUAUGAGAUGAUUCAGUCAUUCACUCUUAGUGUCGUUGACAAAAUUUCUUCCACGAUCACUAAUUUGAUUGGGCUGGGAGCCAAAACAUUAAUAGUUCCUGGUAACCUCCCGAUUGGGUGCUUACCGGUUUACCUAAUGGCAUACAAGAGUGACAAGAAAGAAGAAUAUGAGCCAGAGACAGGUUGCAUCCGUUGGCUGAACGAAUUCUCACAGUAUCACAAUAAAAUUCUUAUGGAUGAGUUGGAGAAGUUGCGAAAGCUUCAUCCUAACGUGUCAAUCAUCUAUGCCGAUUACUAUGCAGCUGCUAUGAAAAUAUUUGUUUCCCCUAAGCAUUUUGGAAUUGAGGAUCCGUUGGAGGCUUGCUGCGGAGGAGGAGGUCCUUAUGGUGUUUCUUUGAGUGCACGUUGUGGACAAGGAGAAUACAAGGUGUGUGAUGAUCCACAAAAUCAUGGAUCCUGGGACGGCGUGCAUCCCACGGAAGGAAUAUACGAAGCUAUUGCCAAUGGCCUGCUAAGAGGUUCAUAUACUAAGCCUCCAAUUUCUACCACCACAAAUUCAUGUGGAAGACAUACUGAGCUUUUGUCUUCUGUUGAAUACAAGGUCAUCUAUGACAUGUAAUUUGUAACUAUAUUUUCAGUGCACCUCGCAAAUGCAAGGCAUCAUCUUUAGUGGGUUCUAAAUGUUAAAAAAAUAGUAAAAACUUCAUAGGUAUCAUGUUAUGAUAAGACAUAAUAAUAUCAUAUGACUAUCGCAAAUGUCAUGAUAAAUAUAAUAGCGCAUAUG